Bradysia coprophila is the source of this 3375-nucleotide messenger RNA. It is a transcript of the gene Oga, whose product is annotated as O-GlcNAcase. Gene Ontology annotation, molecular function: beta-N-acetylglucosaminidase activity. The record is from RefSeq and is a predicted model, not a curated record. Gene Ontology annotation, biological process: glycoprotein metabolic process. NCBI's taxonomy places the organism in Eukaryota, Metazoa, Arthropoda, Insecta, Diptera, Sciaridae.
GCCGCAAGAAUAAUGCAGAUGUCAUCGUAGUCGUACGUCUUCAAAAACCGUAAAUCAAAUGUCAAGCAGUAUGGAAAAAUACAAGGGAUUCUAGAAAACAAGGAUUACGUUUUGCGCGAAUUAACUUGCAGGGUUUUCUUUAUCGGUCGUUUAGCAGAACAUUUUUUUGGUUUAAUGUAUUUUGAAAAUACGGAAAUGUAAAAGUGGUUUUGUUUAAUUGUGGAAAAAAUAUAGCUAGAAAAAUAGUGUUCGUCGGCUGAUCGGUGAAUUUGCGGAGAAGAAAAAAAAAACACACACAAAUCGAAAUACAACGUUCCAAUCAAUGUCGUCUUCGUCGGACGAAGUGCAUAGAUCGUCAUCGUCCCAAAGCAAUAUCAAUAUGCAACACGAAACCAAUCAAAACUGUCCCGACCGCGAGAAAUUUAUCUGCGGUGUUGUCGAAGGAUUUUACGGUCGACCGUGGACCACCGGCCAAAGGAAAGAACUGUUCGGUAAAUUGAAUCGCUGGGGAAUGGACUCGUAUGUUUACGCACCCAAGGAUGAUUAUAAGCAUAGGUCAUAUUGGCGAGAGCUGUAUACAGUCGAAGAAGGCGAUCAUCUAACUGGACUCAUCAAUGCCGCCAAGGAACACAACAUUAUCUUUUACUAUGCUCUCUCACCGGGCUUGGACAUGACUUACAGCAAUCCGAAGGAAGUUGGAACGCUAAAGCGAAAACUAGAACAAGUCAGUCAGUUUGGCUGUGAGGCAUUUGCACUACUCUUCGAUGAUAUUGAAACCGAAAUGAGUAAAGCGGACAAGGAGGUCUUUCAGACAUUUGCCCAUGCCCAGGUGUCGGUUACGAAUGAGAUUUUCAAGCACUUGAACUGCACCAAUUUUCUGUUUUGUCCGACGCAAUAUUGCAGUACGCGUGCAGUUCCUACCGUUUCGAAUUCCGAAUAUCUGAACACGCUGGGCAAUAAACUGAUGCAAGAAAUUGACAUUUUGUGGACGGGACCGAAGGUCAUUUCCAAAUAUCUGACCAUCGAAUCGAUUCAAGAAAUAACGGAAGUGCUACGCCGAAAACCCGUCAUUUGGGACAAUUUGCAUGCAAACGAUUAUGACCAGAAACGGGUGUUCUUGGGUCCAUAUUCGGGAAGAUCACCGGAAUUGAUACCACUAUUGCGCGGUGUACUAACCAAUCCGAAUUGUGAAUUUCACGCCAAUUCGAUUGCCAUUCAUACACUGGCCCACUGGUCGAAAUGCAAUUCCGACACGAAAAUUCACAACUCAAUUUCGGCUGAUAUCAAAUUAGAGACUGAAAGCGAAGACGGUGCAUACGCCGAAGAGGCACCGGUGUGUCUGUCGAAAAAUGUGUAUCAUCCGCGAAUAGCACUGAAAAAUGCAAUUGCCGACUGGUUACCGGAUUUUUUCCAGUCGAAAGAAGCGUACGGUCCGAUCAGCAAACCCCAUCCAGCAGUUACAAUGGUGAUGCCAGUUAUUCCCAUCAUUCCAUCGGUGAACACUUGCAUGAGCUUAACCACUCAAACAACAAUAACGACUAGUACCAGUGCAAUUAAGGUAUUGGAGACAAAUCAAUUGCAAGCACUAGCUGAGGUGUGCAGCGUAGUCACCGGUUCUGAUCCCAUUACAUUGCCCAAUGUUGUGAUGAACUCCUUGGUAUCGACCACCAAGAUCGUGACAAACGACACAAUACCCAAUCCAAUAGUAUCAACCGUAAGCAAUAGCGCAUUGCCUUCGAUUCCCGUUCCCGUUUCCAGUAUUGGUAUACCGUUGCCGAUAAUGGCUAUGAAAGACGACUACGAUACGUCGCAAACGGACGAGGAGAAAAUUAUCGACGAUAGCAAUAAAAGCCUGAACAAUCCCGGCGAUAACCAGGACGAAGAAACCGAAGCAAUGCCCGUUGAAGACGAACCGACUGAAUCCGUUGACGACAUUAUCAAAGUGAAACCGCCCAACAAUGGCGAACUUAUGACCGACGAUUCGUAUCCUUUGACCGAGCCAAUGGAGUGCACCGCAUCACCGAGACAUACACAGAAAUGUGCAUCUGAAGACGUUGUUAUGUCCGAAAACGUUUCCACAUCAUCGUCAGCCGGAAGUAUGCAAGAAGGUUCGGAUACGUCGUUGCAAUCGAAUACGGAAAUGGUUGAGGAUUCAGAAGUACCGUUUGAUAAAACCAUAACUGCGAGUGACAUCGCUCUGCUCUGCGAUUUAUUUUACCUACCAUUUGAGCACGGUAAUCGAGCGCUACAAUUGCUGAACGAAUUUAAUUGGCUGAAAUCGAAUGCAUUCGUUCUGUCGGGCUACAAGCGGAAAAGUGACUUGGGUUUGGCGAAACCAGAAGUACAGGAAUGGUUUCAAAGAUCUGAAAAAUUUUAUGCAUUGGGUCAGAUGGUAAUACUGUUGGCAAAGAAGCUGGCCGACUGCACGAAUCGUGAACUGUGCUAUGAACUUUUUUCGUAUGUCUGGGACGUAACUGGAGUCAUCACACUGCUAACAGGCUUCGUCAAAUGGUUGGCUCUCGGCCAUUUUCCUUCUAACAUCAACUCGUACACACAGGGCAACUACACAUGGUUCAGCAAAGGUUGGCGAGACACAUUUUCGUCGGGUGACCAAGAACCAUGGGUAUUCCGUGGAGGCUUGAUAGCCGACCUGCAAAGGCUCAUACCGGUCGAUUCGGGUAACGAUUUAUUUCUCUACAAAUUACCGGAUGUACCAACAAGUAGCUUUCAUGCUAUCCGCCCAUACAACCAUCUCGACGAGCCAAAGGUCUACGCGAUAUGUCACGCUAGUUGCCGUGACGGCUCCGACUGUACUGAACUAUUUCCGGAACAUUUGCAAAGUAUUCCAGCUGAUCGUUUGCUCGGACCGUUUCUCACAUUGAAUCCGGAAUUGUGUUUGGUAAUGGAGGACAGUAAAAGCGAACUGAUUGGAUAUGCAUGCUCCGCUCUCGAUGCAAAACUGUUCUAUCGUAAUCAGGAAAUGUGCUGGCUGCCGGCAAUGUGCUCAAAAUAUCCGAUGUCCUUAUUGAAUUCAACGGACGGUCUAACUCAAGCCGCAAUCGAUUCGAUAAAUCAUUUUCAUAAAUUCAAAUACGAUUGUCCAUUGGAGGUGCUGACCAGCCAUCCGUCGAUAAUGACUUGCUGUGUGUUGAAAGAUCAUUUUACUGCCGAUCAUUCGACGGCCAAACGUUUGGUAACGGUACUGUUAGCGGCAUUACGUUCGAAUGGGGCGUCCGGUGUACACGUUUGUAUCAAUUUAACGGAUCGUUUUAUGCAUCAAUUUUACUCGAAACUAGGAUUUGUUGAGAUUCAUCGCGAUCCGAAUGGAAAGGUUUACUUGGGAAGAAACUUUUAGCGCUAAUAAAUUUCCAACAC